UAUGAAGGUCAGGAAGAUGCCGAAGAUUUCGAAAUAGUUGGCAGAUCUAAGCUGAAUGCCCUGAUGAAUGUCGCCAACAUGAAGAGUCAAAUGCAAUUAUGUUGCAAGAGGCAAAAAGGUUGAAGGACGAACUGAAAUCUUUGAAAGCUGAGAACGAGCGCCUUCGUUUACGGUUAAGUAAAUUUGCUGGUGACCAGCUCACUCGAGACAACCCAAAUAUCACUGACCUAAGCGACCCAAACCGACCACAGAAACUCGGUGAGAAGUAUAGUGAGCUUUAUGACAACGAAUGGACGGAAGCAUAUGAAAGUCUUACACACAGUGGAUACAGCGAAGCAGAUGCUGUUGAAACGUUACAGCUAACGCUCAAGAAUACGUUCCAGUUUUGUGAGAGAAAAGCCCAGCUGAUACUGCAGAAAAGAGAAGAUGCAGUUAACCUUUUAUUCGAAGAAUACCGAAACUCUGCUAUAUUAGAGGCUGUACCAAGCCACGUUACCGUGACUGGUGGAAAGCGAGCUUUGCUCGUUAUCGCGUCUUACGGGUCACUCAUUUUUAUACAGAAGUGUUUGGUGCUGACAAGCGGCGAGGACAUGCAGUUACAAAAGAGAUGGGAGCCUAAACGUAGAAACUUUUUGGAUAGUAAAACAUUCACAGAUGAUACUCCGCAGCAGGCUGAUCCUGUUCAUGUUGAUAAGCAGAUGAAGCAAUUGAGAAAAGAGGUGGCAGGUUCAAUUCUCCCUAUUGUGCAAAAGGCAUACAUGGAUGCAAGCUGGCAAAUGGAGUGUUUGUCCUCCUUGAAACCAUUCAUAAAUAAGUGUUUGUUCAUUGGGUGGAUGAUGGUUGUUCAGACGCCGCCAAUGGAUUUUAAAUCUGCCAAAAAGGGCGAUCACUUCGACAAAAAUAUUUUCAAUCAGUAUACAAAAUCCGGGAAGUUUAUAGACUUUGUCGUUUGGCCCGCUUUGUUGCUUAACAAGGAUGGUCCAGUUGUUGGAAAAGGAACUGCACAACCAGGAAUCAUAACCACUUAAAGCUCAAAAUGUCUUCAUAAAAUCGACAUGCAUAUGCCCAUGGACAUCACAAACAUUGUUAGGGCGACAUACAUAAUUCAAACACAGGAUACCUUUACAACAUGGAGGAUAAUGACAUACGAAUUGAAACUGUUCUUUUCUCGAAUUCCAAUAAAAUAAAACGAUGUUUUAAAGAUAAAUAGCAUGUGAGGACAUUCAACGCAUGCUUAACCUUUGCACCAUCAGUCACGCAAUUCAUUCCAUAAAUUAACAAGCAUAAUUUGCAACAAUCACUCCGAUUAUCACGGAAAACAAUUUGAAAUAAAUCCAAUUAUGUG
Molecule: messenger RNA, 1345 nt
Organism: Mya arenaria
Lineage: Eukaryota; Metazoa; Mollusca; Bivalvia; Myida; Myidae
Exons: 7
Coding region: 99-1028 (309 amino acids)
Biological process (GO): mitochondrial protein catabolic process; mitophagy by internal vacuole formation
Cellular component (GO): mitochondrial outer membrane
Source: RefSeq, a predicted model, not a curated record